Messenger RNA from Yarrowia lipolytica CLIB122, 2652 nucleotides. RefSeq lists its product as uncharacterized. Gene Ontology annotation, biological process: mismatch repair; nucleotide-excision repair. Gene Ontology annotation, cellular component: nucleotide-excision repair factor 2 complex; nucleus; cytoplasm. NCBI's taxonomy places the organism in Eukaryota, Fungi, Ascomycota, Dipodascomycetes, Dipodascales. The record is from RefSeq and is a predicted model, not a curated record. Gene Ontology annotation, molecular function: damaged DNA binding; single-stranded DNA binding.
AUGGGUAAACGUACGGUCUCACAGAAGGACGUCACCGUCACGCAUUUCGACAUGGUCCGCGAGUACCAGGUCACCGAAAAGAAGCGCAAAAUCGAGCCGUCGGCUCCAGUGGCAAAAUUGCCAUCCAGAGCCAAGCAAGAGAAGGGCAACACUAGCAGCCGACCAGCAAGCGUAGAACGGGCCAGUUCGCAGACAACGACGUUCGAUUUGGACGCCGACGAGAGUUCCGACGAGGAAGAUUGGGAGGAGGUUGAUAUCGAUCCGUCGGCAAGCUCAACGAAUGCAGAAACUGGCAUCUCAGUUUCAUUUGAGCCUGGAGCUUCAAUUGCCGAAGAAUCAGUCAUCAGAGGAGGGUGGGACACCAAGGGAACAAAUGUAACGUCCAAGAAGGGCAAAGGAAAACGGACAGGACCGAAGCUGUCACGGGAGGAACGCCAACGACGAAUUCAAGUGCAUCAGAUCCAUAUCAUGGCCUUACUCAAACAUGCUUCGAUACGGAACGCCUGGGCCAACGACUUGCUACUUCAAAUGCAGCUGCGAGAGACGGUUCCAGCUACAAAGCUCACAGGACUCACGCCCGACAAGACACAGACAAAAAUGGUCAGAACUGCGAAAUUCUACGAAUCGCUCAAAUACUUACUGCAACAGUGGGCCAAGAUCUGGUACACAGACUCCCGGGGACUCCACAAACGGGACUUUAACGAGUUAGAUGACAUCAACCCGGACUCGUACGACCCGCCCGUCACCAAGGCCAUCUUCAACAAGAAGGUGAUUCGACAUCGAGGCUCCAGAGAUCUAAAGGUGCAGGGAUUUGUGGCUCUACUGAGAGCUGUAGGGGUGCAAGCGAGAUUGGUGGUCUCUCUACAACCUCUGGAUUUUGCUUCCAACACAAUAGUUAGCGAUCUUGCUGCUGAAAAGCAGCCUGCUGAGAAAGCUUCCCCUUCAGUUCUUCGCAAGCCCAAGUUCAGCAGCACUUCUGGACAGUCAAAAAGUGCACAAAGAAGCCAGUCGAGAAUGCACUACUCCGAGUCGCCUACUCCUGUAUACUGGGUGGAGGUUUUUGAGCCUACAGGCCAGAAAUGGGUCAGUUUGGACCCGGCUUGUGAAGUGAACAUGGAAGUUGUGGGAAAAGCAGGAAAGAGUCGCAUUGAGCCAUCGCUACAGGACAAGCUAAACACUCUGACAUAUGCAUUAGCGUUCAACAAAGAAGGCACCGUCACUGAUGUUACAAGAAGGUACUCCUCAGCCUACAACUCCCGAACCAGACCUGCACGUCUAACUCGCUAUUUGGCGGGCAGUAUCUGGUGGAACAAGCUCAUGGGACUGUAUAGACCUCCUAUCACACAUGCUUCCUGGGCCGAGGAAAAGUUUCUGAGAGAGAGGGUACUUGCUGAAGGGUUUCCCAAGAACAUUCAGUUAUUCAAGAACCAUCCUCGGUACGUGUUGGAGCGCCAUUUGCGUCAAGAUGAAGUGCUGAAGGAGAAGAAUCCCUGUGGAAUCAUGUCAAUGAAGACCAACUCCAAGCCUGAGAACGUAUAUCCUCGAUCUGACGUUCAGCAGGUCAAGUCAGCUAACAAGUGGUACCAGAUUGGCCGGAUCAUCAAGCCUGGUCAGAUCUGCAAGAAGCGAAAGAAGAUGGCAAAGUCUAGAUUCCGACUGGACGAAGAAGAAGACUCUCCCAUGUACUCGUUUGACCAGACCGAGGCCUAUAUUCCGCAACCUGUUGUUGAUGGUCAAGUGCCUCGAAACGGAUAUGGGAACGUUGACCUGUUUACUCCUUUCAUGAUGCCCCCUGGAGGAGCCCAUGUGCGUGGAAAAGGAGCUUAUAUGGCUGCCAAGUCGCUAGGAAUCGAUUAUGCCAACUGUGUUGUUGGCUUUGACUUCACCAAGGGUCGUCAGAUCAAGCCCCGAAUCGACGGUGUGAUUGUCGCUGAGAAGUACGCCAAGGAUGUUGCUGACGUUUGGUCAGACAUGCAAGAACAGACGCUCGCCAAGGAGGAACGAAAUAGAGAGGUACGAGCCCUGUUGCGAUGGAGACGGUACCUGACCGCUCUUAAGAUCAGACAUAGACUCGAUGCUGAGCAUGGUGAAGUCGAACUGGAGAGUGGCGAGGAAGAGGAGGAAGAUGAAGAGGUGAGAGUGGAAGAGGUGAACGAGGAAGUCAAGGAAAAGGAAGAAAACGGCGUCAUUAUUAUCGAUGAUAAUGAAUCAGACGAACCUUGGUACGUUCCACCCUCGGUACUUCAGCCUAAACUGGACCAGUAUCUUAACAAGAGUGCUUUUCGUCUCGACAAGCCAUUAAAUAUUGUUGUCGAUGAGCCUGAGGAAGAAAAAGAAGAGGAAAUACCAAGGGAGGCUUCAACGUUGGCUUCUACACCGAGUUCAACGCCCUGUUUGACUCCUCCUCCUCGUGAUUCUACUACUCCCCGAGAAAACGGCGCUGACAAGACACGUCCGUCUCAACUCCAACGAGCAAGCUCAGUGGUAAGUGUUGGUUCUACAGAUACAAUUUCGAGCGAAGAAGGCAACCCUCUGUCCGAACUUUCAAGUGUCAUCAAGUCUCCUGUCAAGAUUGAUUACUCUUCGUUAGCCGUAGCAGAUGAUUCCGAUUCUCCUGAUGAGAUGAGUGAAUCGGAGUUGUACAGUGAGUAA